Drosophila serrata is the source of this 387-nucleotide messenger RNA. RefSeq lists its product as uncharacterized. NCBI's taxonomy places the organism in Eukaryota, Metazoa, Arthropoda, Insecta, Diptera, Drosophilidae. The record is from RefSeq and is a predicted model, not a curated record.
AUGUCAACGAAACAGACGAGCAGUUGCCGCUGGUUAACUCUGAUCCUGCUGGCCAUGUUUUUGCGCUUCUCCGAGUGCCAAUACUACGGAUAUCCCUAUUACGGCGGUGGUGCGGGAGCGGGUGCCGGAGCGGGCUCUGGUUAUGGAAACAUCUAUGGCAAUGGCGGGUACGGAGGAUACCCCUACGGCUAUGGCGGAUAUCCAUACUACUCGUCGUACCCCAGCUACAACUACAACCCGUAUUCGAUGUACGGCGGAUACGGGCAGUACGGGUAUCCCUCGUUCGGCGGAUAUCCCUUCGGGGGCAAUGGCAUGAACACGGCCUAUGCCAGCAGCAGUGGAGGAUUCGCUACGGCGAGUGCGGGCAGCGGAGGAUACUACGGCUGA